AUGGCUACUACCGCCGAAGCAUCGAAUACAACAACUGGUAAUACAGAAACUGCAACAGGCAAAAUGAUUAAGAUUCAAUCUAACGAUGGACAAAUAUUUGAAGUUGAUCAAGGCGUUGUAGAACAAUCAUCAACCAUUAAAACUUUAUCUGAUUUAAUGGAUGUUGGUGAUGUACCAAUUCCUUUACCUAACGUUAAAGCAUCAAUUCUUGGCCCAAUUGUUGACUUUUGUAAUCAUCAUAAAAAUGAUCAAAAACCAGAACCAAUCGAUGAAGAUGAUGAUGAUGACCCGAAUAAAGAUAUUUAUGAACCAAAACGUUCGGAUGAUAUUUGCGAAUGGGAUUUAAAUUUUAUUAAACAAUUUACAGUACCAGAAGGUACAUUAUUUGAUAUAAUUAUGGCAGCAAAUUAUUUAGGAAUAAAAACAUUACUUGCUGUGGGCUGUAAAACAAUUGCUAAUAUGGUUCGUGGUAAAUCAUCAACAGAAGUUCGAGAAAUGUUUAAUAUUUCAUAUGAUCCACCCGGUGAAGGUAUUAAUGCACCAAAUGCAAUUGAAGGGCAAGCAGGAACAGUUCCAACAACGCAAGAUGCGAAUGCAACUGGUCCUUCACCACAACCAGAUCCAAUGAAUCAAUAG
Adineta steineri is the source of this 636-nucleotide messenger RNA. Lineage: Eukaryota; Metazoa; Rotifera; Eurotatoria; Adinetida; Adinetidae. The record is from the annotation of a GenBank genome assembly.